This is a messenger RNA of Magnolia sinica, 2381 nucleotides long. RefSeq names its product protein NRT1/ PTR FAMILY 6.2. Lineage: Eukaryota; Viridiplantae; Streptophyta; Magnoliopsida; Magnoliales; Magnoliaceae. The transcript is spliced from 6 exons. Gene Ontology annotation, cellular component: membrane. Bases 238 to 2022 code for a protein of 594 amino acids. Gene Ontology annotation, biological process: transmembrane transport. Gene Ontology annotation, molecular function: transmembrane transporter activity. The record is from RefSeq and is a predicted model, not a curated record.
UCUCUACUUUUGGCAAAACAAGUUGAGGUGUCUCUCAAAAAAUCUGUACUGGAAGGGGCAGUUGGGUGAAGAAGGCCUGAAACUUUGCCUAUAAAAGGAGAACCCUCUCAUAGAGAUAAGUUGUAAGUUAGAGAAUACACGAGAGAGAGAGAGAGAGAGAGAGAGAGAGAGGAGUGGCGCGGAGUUUUCCAGCAUUCUUUUAGUUUUUCAAGCUCUUUCACUGUUACUUAGAAAAAAAUGGAGGGGAAGAUGAGUUUGACCGUAGCUGAUGCUGUGGACUACAAGGGCUACCCAGCUGAUAGAUCUAGAACUGGGGGUUGGGUCUCUGCAGCUCUCAUCUUAGUGAUCGAAAUAUGCGAGCGGCUGUCUACGAUGGGAAUCGCCGUGAACCUUGUGACGUACUUGCGUGGCACAAUGCACAUCCCCAGCGCUGCUUCAGCUAAUAUCGUAACGGAUUUCAUGGGCACGUCGUUCCUCCUGUGUUUGCUCGGUGGCUUCCUUGCUGAUUCCUUCAUGGGUCGGUACACGACGAUCGCCAUCUUUGCGGUGGUCCAAGCACUGAUAGUCGAUGUGGUGAUGAAUCAGGGCACGGGCACAUUGGCGAUGACGACCUCAUUGCCGAAUCUCCACCCACCCCCAUGCGAGGAAACGACCACCCAUAAAUGUGAGCCGGCCAACGGUCGACAGAUGGGCAUCUUCUACUUAUCUUUAUACCUGAUCGCUCUAGGCACCGGUGGCCUAAAGUCUAGUGUCUCAGGGUUCGGGACAGAUCAAUUCGAUGAAGAGGAUGAGAAGGAAAAGACCCAGAUGACUUUCUUCUUCAACAGAUUCUUCUUCUUCAUCAGCACUGGGACCCUACUUGCUGUUACCAUCCUUGUCUACAUACAAGAUGAAGUGGGCCGAACAUGGGCGUAUGGGAUAUGUUCCGUUACAAUGUUUCUAGCAAUCAUGUUGUUUCUAUCAGGGACUAAGAGAUAUCGGUACAAGAAGAGUUCAGGAAGCCCUAUAGUUCAUAUUCUCCGAGUUAUGGUAGCUGCAGUAAGUAAAAGGAAGCUUCAAAUCCCUUCUAAUGUCAACUUCUUAUAUGAGGAUUGUGCUGGUGCAGCUAUAAUCCCUCACACAGAUCAAUUUCGUUGCUUAGACAAGGCGGCGAUCGUGGUCGAAGGAGAUCAUGAAAUGAACGGUCCCUCAACUCCAAACCCAUGGAAGUUAUGUUCUGUGACUAGAGUUGAGGAGGUUAAAAUGAUGAUCAAACUGCUACCUAUCUGGGCUACGACGAUCAUUUUCUGGACCACAUUUGCACAGAUGAUCACCUUCUCAGUAGAACAAGCUUCCACCAUGGAAAGAUCGAUUGGGAGUUUCCAAAUUCCAGCGGGAUCACUCACCGUCUUCUUUGUUGGAGCCGUACUGAUCACCCUAGCUUGCUAUGAUCGCAUAGUCAUGCCUCUUUGGAAGAAAUGGAAAGGGAAACCAGGUUUCAACAACCUACAGAGAAUAGCCAUUGGUCUCCUCCUCUCCACAGUAGGCAUGGCAGCCGCCGCACUUGCCGAAAUGAAGCGGCUCUCAGUCGCAAGAAGUGUUGGGCCCACCACGACUGACACCCUCCCGAUAAGCGUCUUCCUACUAAUCCCUCAGUUCUUCCUGGUGGGUGCUGGUGAAGCGUUCAUAUACACGGGCCAGCUUGACUUCUUCAUCACCCGGUCACCGAAAGGGAUGAAGACGAUGAGCACAGGCCUCUUCCUCACCACUCUCUCCCUCGGAUUCUUUGUCAGCAGCUUCUUGGUGGCAGUCGUGAAGAACGUGACUGGAACCACCAGAGACGGCGAGGGAUGGCUCACGACCAACAUCAAUAGCGGCCGGUUGGAUUGCUUUUACGGGCUACUCGCUGUGCUCAGCUUUCUUAAUAUGGGAUCUUUUCUAGUUUGUGCUUCUUGGUAUAAGCCAAAGGAAGGUGGCAAAGGUGGUGGUGUGGAGAUAGUGAGUGUUGUUGGUAAGAGUUCUGGUGCUGAGGAGAGGUGUUAGGAAUGAAUGUGUGAGAGAUGGUUUGUUUCUAUCGUUUUCUUAUUGUAUUGUGGCCCUUGUAUAGUGAGAGGGUUUGUUUUCAAAUUCAGUUGGUUUUUGGGUUCAUUUCUAUUAGCAUUUUCUUUCUUUCUUUCUUUCUUUCUUUCUUUGUUUUUCCUUCUUUUAAUGGUUUUAAGACUGGGCUGGUCCACAUAUAACCAUGAUGAAGGGUCAAAUGGCUAGGAUUUUUUAGGCAUUGGCCAUCCAAGUUGAGUCAACAGAUCAUUCACACUCUUGGAUCGAGGACCAUAAAAUCCCUACUCAACAGAUCCACGUUCAGUUGUUAUAGGCAACAUAGACAUGGGUUGGGCCCCACCGCC